AUGCACGCCUUCGGGCCGCCCGCCGAGCCGCCGCCCCACGCCCAGGAGCUGCUGGACGCGGCGGUGUGCCCCGGCAUCUACCCGCCGGGCCGGCCCCUGCCCCGGCCCCGGCCCCCGCCCGCCGCCAACCCCUACCUGUGGCUCGGCGGCCCCGCCGCGCCCUACCUGCCCGCCGCCCCCUUCCUGCCGUCGGGCUGCGCCCCCGCGCAGCGGCCGCCGCCGGCCCCCGCGGGCGCGGAGCGGGGCUGGCCGGCGCUGCCCCCGCAGCAGGAGUGCCCGCGCCCGGCGAGGCCGCCCUACUCCUACUCGGCGCUGAUCGCCAUGGCCAUCCACAGCGCGCCGGGCCGGCGGCGCACCCUCAGCCAGAUCUACCAGUACGUGGCCGAAAACUUCCCCUUCUACAAGCGCAGCAAGGCGGGCUGGCAGAACUCCAUCCGCCACAACCUCUCCCUCAACGACUGCUUCAAGAAGGUCCCGCGGGACGAGGACGACCCGGGCAAAGGCAGCUACUGGACCCUCGACCCCAACUGCGAGAAAAUGUUCGAUAACGGCAAUUUUCGGAGGAGGAGGAAGAGACGGGCCGAGGCCGGCGCGCCCGAGGGGGCCGGCGGGGCCCCGCGGCCGUCCUGCCCCGCCGGGCUGCGGGGCCCCCCCGGCGCCGAUGCCCCCCCCGUCUACGGCCGCGCCGAGGCCCAGGCGUGA
Gavia stellata (red-throated loon) is the source of this 702-nucleotide messenger RNA. RefSeq names its product forkhead box I2 (gene FOXI2). Gene Ontology annotation, biological process: anatomical structure morphogenesis; regulation of transcription by RNA polymerase II; cell differentiation. The transcript is spliced from 2 exons. The coding region runs from base 1 to 702 and encodes 233 amino acids. Gene Ontology annotation, molecular function: DNA-binding transcription factor activity, RNA polymerase II-specific; RNA polymerase II cis-regulatory region sequence-specific DNA binding. NCBI's taxonomy places the organism in Eukaryota, Metazoa, Chordata, Aves, Gaviiformes, Gaviidae. The record is from RefSeq and is a predicted model, not a curated record.